Linum tenue is the source of this 117-nucleotide messenger RNA. NCBI's taxonomy places the organism in Eukaryota, Viridiplantae, Streptophyta, Magnoliopsida, Malpighiales, Linaceae. The record is from the annotation of a GenBank genome assembly.
AUGCUUGUCAAUGGCCCUGCUACUGUUGGGGGAUCCAAGCUGGAGCAUUCAGGUUUCAGGAUAUAUGGCAGUGAUGGAGCAAUUGAUAACAUUUGUGCUUGCAAGCUUUAUGGACCU